AUGGACGAUAGGCGCAUCGUGUUCGACGCCGACCUGGAUGCAUACGUCGACGAAGGCCCAUCAAGACCGCCAAUUUGUCGCCAUUCGAGGCAGUGCAUCGCAUCGAACGGCGGUAUCGCCCCUCAGGAGAAGUACUACACGCUUCCUCUUUCGUGCAUCCAGAACCACUGCUGGAUCGACAAGUGGAGUUUGGCCACUGACAAAUCGCACCUGCAGCUGCAGUGCGGGAUAUCGCUGCAGCUGGUGCUGAACGAGCUGCUGAGGGACUCCACGAUAACCGUCCACGAGUACUACGAGGCCCUGAAGUGCUUCAAGCAGGUGCGUCAUCGGACAAUGCGCUCUGAAAACUUAAAACGUUGCAGGCAGUCCAGGGCAACCUCCAUCGCAUCAAAGAGCUGCAAUUCUCCCAUCGGCGCAAUAUGCCGUUGA
Messenger RNA from Babesia bigemina, 429 nucleotides. RefSeq lists its product as hypothetical. The record is from RefSeq and is a predicted model, not a curated record. The transcript has a single exon. NCBI's taxonomy places the organism in Eukaryota, Apicomplexa, Aconoidasida, Piroplasmida, Babesiidae. The coding region runs from base 1 to 429 and encodes 142 amino acids.